This is a messenger RNA of Gracilinanus agilis (Agile Gracile Mouse Opossum), 2272 nucleotides long. RefSeq names its product glycerophosphodiester phosphodiesterase domain containing 4 (gene GDPD4). Gene Ontology annotation, molecular function: glycerophosphodiester phosphodiesterase activity. Gene Ontology annotation, biological process: lipid metabolic process. Bases 1 to 2202 code for a protein of 733 amino acids. Gene Ontology annotation, cellular component: membrane. Lineage: Eukaryota; Metazoa; Chordata; Mammalia; Didelphimorphia; Didelphidae. The transcript has 21 exons. The record is from RefSeq and is a predicted model, not a curated record.
AUGAAUCAACCCAAGGACAAGAAAAACAUGAUUAAAGUUUGCCCAGAGACACGGCUGCUUUCACUGCCCAAUGAGAAUAAUUCUUUUAAUCCCGCAAUGCUGAACAUGAGCAGAAUUAAGGUGGUGAAGACGGAGUUACAGCACCGGUAUCGGCGACAUCGCAUCUUAGCUUUCCUGCAGGGCCUGUACAGCUGCCACUGGAAACGCUACCAGUGGAAAGAGAUAGAGAUAGGUGCCUGUUGCUGUUUGAGGGGAGAGCAAAUAUUUUUCACCUUCUUGUUAUUGACGUUCUGCAUAUCAUUUGUAUUUCUGUACAUGUGGCUGGAGGCAAAGAAUGACUACGGCAGCUUUGACGCGUUCAUUUUCCAGUUCACAAAAUACUGGUUUUUCUGGUCCUUCUUUCUGGUGAUUAUAGCCUCAAUCAUGUUCACUUACGUCUUGCUGCUCAUGAUGAUAGGUCUAUGUUUGUUAACAGAAGGGCAGCAACCUCACCUGCACUGGAGCAACAAGAUUGGCAUCCUGCUGGUCUUGUCCAUAUGCAUCUUUGGUAUGGUGGCCAUAACUCUGUUUUAUGAGGAAAAAUGGAAAGCUGCUGAGUUAUCACUACAGAUGACUGCUCCCUACUUACAUAUCUUUGGAAUAUGCCUGAUGGUGGCUUUCUCGUGGCCCAUGGGCCUCUAUUUUGCCAAGCUGAAUGGAGCAGCUCUCCUUGAGAUGAAGCAAAGCCGGAGUGGAAACUUGAAAGACUCUAGGAAAAUAAUGCAUAUUAGAGCUAUUCAGUUCAUCAGUCUUAUUUCCUUCCUGGUCGUUCUUCUCAUUAUCUACAUCAUCCCCCUAGGGAUAAGUUCUCCCUGUAUCCGAGAAAACAAGACCCUGGCACCCAAACCAACUUUCAUUGGGCACAGAGGCGCACCAAUGCUGGCCCCAGAGAAUACCCAGAUGUCCUUUGAGAAAGCUAUUGAACAUGGUGCCACAGGGCUGGAGACCGAUGUCACCGUCAGUUAUGAUGGUGUGCCUUUCCUCAUGCAUGAUCACAACCUGAGAAGAACAACCAAUAUCCAUGAAAUCAUGCCAGAUCUCUCUAGCUUGCCUUCCUCUAUGUUCACCUGGCAAACCCUGGAAACCCUGAACUCAGGUCAAUGGUUCUUCAAGGCCCAGCCAUUUAAAUAUAUGCCACCACUGACAAAAGAGGAUGAAUUGAUGGCAAAAAAUCAGUCAAUUAUGAAGCUAAGCAAUUUCUUGAGACUUGCAAACAAGGAAAAUAAACUGGUGAUAUUUGAUCUCUACCGUCCCCCAAGGAAACAUCCUUACAGAGAUAAAUGGAUCAUUAGAGUGUUAGAAGUGAUACUCAAUGAAGUUGGGAUAAAAAACCAUCUGGUUCUUUGGUUGCCAGGGCAGUUCAGGGCAGAUGUCCAAAUGAUAGCUCCAGAUUUCAAACAAGUACUGGGAAAGAAGUUGCCUCUUUUUGACCUCUUGAGAAUGAAAAUUGAUGGAUUGAACCUUGGUUACAAGGAUAUAAACAGCAAGGAUAUCAAGGAAUAUGAAAAAUAUGGCAUCUUUACCAACAUCUAUGUGAUCAAUGAGCCCUGGUUAUACUCCCUGGCCUGGUGUGCGGGGGUUCAUUCAGUCACCACCAAUACCAUCCAUAUAUUGAAGAACAUUAAACGCCCAUUCUUCUUUAUGACACCAAAAGAGUAUAUGUUAAAAUGGUUAAUGCUGGACUUCAUCUCUGCCAUCGUCAUUCUGCUUGUGUUUUUUUACCACUGGUGGAGAGAGAAAGGAUGGUAUGAACUGCUUGUGAAAAAGAAAAGCCCAGUAUUUCCAAUGUCCGGGGUUACUGAUGUUGAAGAGAAUACUGAGGAGAUCCAAAAUCAAGAUGAAAACAAUGAAAAUCAGGAAGAAAUUCCAGUAUCACCAAGUCCUUCUGAUGAAAAAAACCCAGGAGAUUUUUGGGAAUCCCUCUUAGAAAUGAAAUCAAAAAACCUGAAAAUGACAAGGAGCCUCAGCACAGAGAGUGUUAUAGGAUCCAAUGAUGAAGACAUGCCAGGAAAUACGUUUCCUACAAGCAUAAACAAAGACCAAGUGAAAGGAUCAGCGGAAGAAGAAGUACUAGGCAUAUCUCAUUGCAUAGGAGAGGAUAAAGGGGAUAUAUUCGAAAAUGAAGAUGAUCAGAAAACAAAAGCUAUCAAUAAAAAUUUUUAAACUAUUUCCCUAAGUCUUGAGUUUGCUUUGGUAGAUUGCCAUAUAUUUUAUGUAUAUUGUAGUACUUUUG